Molecule: messenger RNA, 1399 nt
Organism: Schistosoma turkestanicum
Lineage: Eukaryota; Metazoa; Platyhelminthes; Trematoda; Strigeidida; Schistosomatidae
Source: the annotation of a GenBank genome assembly
GGUUAUACAAUUCUAGGUUGAAGGUCAGUAGAAGAGCGGGCAAAUUCUGCUCGUUAGCUUAGUGUUGAAAUCUCCGGUGGUCGUCUUGCUUGAAUCCCAUUCAAAAAAGUUAUUCAGUCUUUUUGACUAGGCAGCUUUUGACUCUAAACUAUGAGUAUCUUAGCACACAAUGGAUCUGCAGUCAUUGGAAUGUCCGGCAAAGAUUGCGCGGCUAUUGCUUGUGAUCUUCGGUUUGGGGUUAAUUUGCAAACAAUUUCCACUGACUUCACUAAAGUGUAUUCUCUUGGACCUCGGUUGUAUGUAGGGCUUCCUGGUUUGGCAACUGAUAAUCAGACAGUAUUCCAGCGUUUACAGUUCCGAAAAAAUAUGUAUGAGCUACGUGAAAAUAAGACGAUCAAACCGCAAACUAUAACUACCAUGUUAUCCAAUUUGCUGUAUGAGCGCAGGUUUGGCCCAUACUUUGUUGAGCCGGUAGUCGUUGGUAUUGAUCAUACUACAAACAAACCGUACGUCGCAUGCAUGGACCUAAUUGGCUGCGUAUGUGAGGCAAACGACUUUGUUGUCAGUGGCACCUGUACUGAACAAAUGUACGGCAUGUGUGAAACACUCUGGGAGGAAAAUAUGAAUUCGAAAGAGCUAUUUGAGUGUAUUUCACAAUGUAUCUUAAACGCCCUCAAUCGUGACGCCGUUUCGGGUUGGGGCGCCCGAGUUUAUUUAAUUUUAAAGAUUAAAAACACUAUACAGACGACCCUGAGCAACUUACCAGUCAGCUAAGUGUUUGGUUAUGUAACGAGUUAUGAUAAAAAGAAAUACACUUUGACGGAAAGUUCCCAUCUGAUGAGGAACGUUUACAUAUGGAGUUAUAUACAUUACUAUUGUAAACAAAGCUAAGUUGGAAAUUAGUAAUCGAGCUAGGAUUGAUAGGUAAAAGUUUGGAUUAGAAAUGAGGUUUGCGACGGUUAGGGUUAAGAGAGUUACUAUUUGGGAUUAAGGUCAGAGUGGAAGAUAUUUCUUAGCCUCACAAACGUCUCUAAAAUCAAACAGGCACUUAGGUUAGUAAUUUGUAUCUUCAUACACAGUAGAUCUGCAACCAAUGAUUUGAAUUGUACACACGUAUUUUCCGUGUAUGUCGGUUAGUCAGUCAGUCAGUCUCAACUUGGAACUUGGCACACAUAAACAUCAGUUUAAGUUGCUACACCACAUAAACCCCUGAGAAAUGAAAUUGUCAGGACAAAUCCCAAAGUAGUAGAGAGUGUAGCAGCAUUAGCGGCGAUGGAAAAGAUUAAGAGUCAAGAAUAAGAUUCGAGAAAAUACAAAUCAAUAAAAUAAAUUAAACAGGCAAAUAGGUCAUGAGCCAUUUCAAGCGGUUUCCAGUCAUGUACAACCUGGAACUUCGUAC